CCCAGUACACAUACACAUUUGAGAAUGGAAAUCGAGAGAGAAGACGACAGGUUAGAAAAAGUUGAUACAAAAACACCUAAAACAAAAAAAUCUAAAAGCAAAAGAAAAUUAAGUAACAGUCAUAUCGUGAAGAAAAGAACACCCUUUCAAUAUCCAAAACAGAAGAAUGAAGUUUACGCCAAUAAUAAGACAAAUUUCAAGGCCCAGUUGAAACAAUGUGAAAGAAUCCUAGAUUCUGGUGCCCAAGAAGUUAUUAUACACGGUCUGGGAGCUGCCAUAAAUCGUGCGUGUAGCUUAGCCUUGCAUCUUAAAGAAAUCCAUCACGAAACUUUGGAUCUAGAUACCAAGAUUAGCUCAGUAACAUUAACUGAUGACCUAGAACCAAAAACUGAUGAUGCUAGUUAUGAAAUAAAGGAAAGAAAAAGCUCAGCAAUACGUAUUCGAGUAUUUUUAACUGCAUUCAUAGGAUCUCUCAGAUUUGAUAAUACUCAAAUAAAUAAUUAAGGCUUUUAUGAAAAUUACCAAUAUUAAUAUGAUUUGUUGUAGUCUUAAAUGAAAUAAGUAAAGUUCAUAUUUUCAUCAUGAUUUUUUCAUUAGAUGAACUAGUCCAUUGGCUGGGAUUGACUAUCUUUGAAAUAUGGACAAACUUAUUG
Phymastichus coffea is the source of this 653-nucleotide messenger RNA. RefSeq names its product ribonuclease P protein subunit p20 (gene Rpp20). Bases 25 to 504 code for a protein of 159 amino acids. Gene Ontology annotation, biological process: tRNA 5'-leader removal. The record is from RefSeq and is a predicted model, not a curated record. Lineage: Eukaryota; Metazoa; Arthropoda; Insecta; Hymenoptera; Eulophidae. The transcript has 3 exons. Gene Ontology annotation, molecular function: nucleic acid binding. Gene Ontology annotation, cellular component: nucleus; nucleolar ribonuclease P complex; ribonuclease MRP complex.